AAUCUUUCAUCCCGGGUACAAGAAAAUCUUGCGGGUAUUCACCAGAGCCCCAUUAAACAAAAUGAGCUAACUUUUUAUUCCCUCCUGACUUCGCUCCCUUUCUCUGCCCUCGCGGAGUUCCCAAGUUUCCCUCUUUUACAGUCCGACGAAUUGUUGAAGUCGGAGAGAAUCAAAGAGGUCCGAAAAUGGAAGCCCAAGAGACUUUAUUAGAGGAGCUGCUAAACGUUGAAGUUGAGAUUCAAGAUGUUGAAGAGCAAAUGAAGAUAUUGCUUCAGAGACAAGAUACCUUGUAUGAGAGACAAUCUCAACUAAAGGCUCUGCUGGAAGCAUCAGAAGGAAGCGAAUACCCUGCCAAGGACACUGCUUCGACUACUGUUGAGAACUGGUCUGGCUCAUGUGAAUGGGAUUCUGAAGCUGAUGAUGUUAGGUUCAAUGUUUUUGGCAUAUCAACAUACCGUGCAAAUCAGAGAGAGAUCAUUAAUGCUGUCAUGAGUCGAAGAGAUGUUUUGGUAAUUAUGGCUGCAGGUGGUGGUAAGAGCCUUUGUUAUCAGCUUCCAGCAAUUCUUCGAGAUGGAGUUGCUCUUGUCAUCAGUCCUUUGCUUUCCUUAAUUCAGGAUCAGGUGAUGGGUUUGACUGCUUUAGGCAUUCCAGCAUAUAUGUUGACAUCAACUACUAGCAAGGAGGACGAGAAGUUUAUAUACAAGGCUCUUGAAAAGGGGGAAGGAGAUCUGAAAAUAUUGUAUGUGACACCAGAGAAAAUAUCAAAGAGCAAGAGGUUUAUGUCAAAACUUGAAAAGUGCCAUAAUGCUGGGCGUCUCAGUCUUAUUGCUGUUGAUGAGGCACAUUGCUGCAGCCAGUGGGGUCAUGAUUUUCGACCUGAUUACAAAAAUCUUGGCAUCCUCAAGAUUCAGUUUCCCAGUGUUCCUCUUAUUGCUCUCACGGCAACUGCUACUCAUAAGGUGCAAAUUGAUCUCACACAGAUGCUCCACAUUCCAAAAUGUGUCAAAUUCUUCAGCACCGUCAAUAGACCAAAUCUCUUUUACAUGGUACGAGAAAAGUCUUCAGUUGGCAAGGUGGUCAUUGAGGAAAUUGCUGGGUUUAUUCAAGAAUUUUAUCCAAAUAAUGAAUCUGGGAUUGUUUAUUGCUUCUCUAGAAGGGAAUGUGAACAGGUUGCAAAAGAGUUGCGUGAAAGUGGAAUUUCAGCUGAUUAUUAUCAUGCCGAUAUGGAUGUAAAUGCUCGUGAGAAAGUUCAUUUGCGGUGGAGCAAUAACAAAUUGCAGGUCAUUGUUGGCACGGUAGCAUUUGGUAUGGGAAUCAAUAAACCAGAUGUCAGGUUUGUAAUUCAUCACAGCUUGAGCAAAUCAAUGGAAACAUACUACCAGGAAAGUGGUCGAGCUGGACGAGAUGGACUGCCUUCUCAAUGCCUACUGUAUUUUAGGCCUGGUGAUGUUCCUAGGCAGAGUACAAUGGUCUUCUAUGAAAAUUCCGGAUUGCAAAAUCUUUAUGACAUAGUGCGAUAUUGCCUGUCUAAAAGACAAUGUCGUCGAAGUUCCAUUUUCAGACAUUUUGCUGAGCCAUUCCAAGACUGCAAUGGGAUGUGUGACAACUGUGCAUUCUCAAGUGAGAUUGAGGAAAUGGAUGUCUCUAGCCAUGCAAAAGUUAUUGUUUCUUUACUCCAAGAUAUUCGAGAAAAUGACCAGAGAUUGACAAUGUUGCAGUUGAUUGAUAAAUUGAAAACUAAGCACAAGGAACUAGGUUCUAACCUAAAAAGAGAUCAAAAAGAAGAGCUUGUCAUAAAGCUUAUAUUAGAUCGGGUUCUGAUUGAAGAGUUUCAGCAUACAGCUUAUGCUACAAAUGCUUAUCUCACAAUAGGACCAUUUGCCAAGCAGGUAUUGCAGGGAAAAAGGGAUGUUAAGCUUGAGGUCUGCAAUGCACAGAAAAAAGUUGCAGGUAUAAACUCUGUCAAACACAAUGUUGCAUUCUCUGGUUUGGAAAUGAAGCUUGAUGAGCUGCGGAAGGAACUCUCUUCAACUCAUGGCGGAAUAUUCCCACAUUCCAUUUUGUCAACCCAACAAAUAUGCAUGAUCAGUGCCCAGAAGCCCAAUACUCUGGAACAGUUGGAGAAGAUAAUUGGAAGACUGAAAACAGAGAAGUAUGGAAACCGAAUUCUUGAACAAAUAAUCAAGUACGCUGAUUCCAAUGAGUUGAAAGAUGAGCACGGAAGUGAUGUUAGACCCAAAAAAAGGCUAAAAACAAAGAAGCCUGUAGUUCUUAUUGAGAGCAGUGAUGAUGAUGCAUGAAAGGAUUCUUUUCAAUUAUUUUCGUUCCAACACAGGGUGGCAAGCAGUGGGAGGAGAGUGAGCAAACAAAUUUUUUUUUUUUUUUUUCCCUCUCCCCUGUUUUUUGAGUUCACCAUGAUCGUACACCCUUAACAGUCUAUGGGUAUAACACCAACGAAAUGAAAGAAUGAGCCAAAGCCAUGUUAAUCUUCACAUCUGAUUAAUACUUGGAUUGUAUUUGGAAUUAUUUUUUGACAUUUCAAAGCGUAUUGUUUGUAAAAUUUUUCACUUUUAUUAUACAAGAAAUUCAAAGGUAUUGAUUA
Ziziphus jujuba (common jujube) is the source of this 2602-nucleotide messenger RNA. RefSeq names its product ATP-dependent DNA helicase Q-like 2. Gene Ontology annotation, biological process: double-strand break repair via homologous recombination. Gene Ontology annotation, cellular component: chromosome; mediator complex; cytoplasm. The transcript is spliced from 20 exons. Lineage: Eukaryota; Viridiplantae; Streptophyta; Magnoliopsida; Rosales; Rhamnaceae. The record is from RefSeq and is a predicted model, not a curated record. Bases 186 to 2300 code for a protein of 704 amino acids. Gene Ontology annotation, molecular function: four-way junction helicase activity; nucleic acid binding; 3'-5' DNA helicase activity.